AUGCUCCUCCAAUCGCUUUCUCUAACACUGGUAGCCAGCCUUGCUGCCGCCAAUCCCAUCAGCCGUCGUUCGGCUCCCCCAUAUUCCGAGGGGCAGGCCUUCACUCUCGUGGCCAAUGUGACAGACACAAGCAAGGCCAUCUUCGACCCACCCAUCAACGGCUGGUCCCUCUCUGGUACCCGCGUGGGCGCGAACUUGUACACGGCAACACUGCACGCCGGCGGCGGCGCCGUCUUCUUCGUCAACGGCACGGGCCAGGACGUCUCGAGCGCGUCGACCUCGCUGGCGUCGCCGCCCGUGGACUUCGGCACCGGCAACUACAUGCCGGGGGGGCUGCAGUUCGGCCCUGCGGCGUCCAACGACCGCGAGGCGUACCUGUCGCUGAACCUGGGCCAGUUCGGCACGGUCGGGGCGGGCAUCACGCCCGGGCUGCGCGGCGCGUACGCCGACCUAUUCAUCCGCUUCGACGCCGGCACUUUCGUCGUCUGUAAUGAGACGGCGCCCACCUACGGCCGCCCCCAGUACCCCGUGCGCUUCGAGGCCGCCGCCGUGCCCGACAACUGCGUCGCCAUCAGCCUCCUGGCCCAGUGCGCCCCGCUGCCCGAGCUCCACGGCGUCGACGAGUUCAACCUCCGCCCGCUCGGGGCCAAGUGCUACGACGACGUUGCCGCGAUCGACUGGAGUCAGUACUAG
This is a messenger RNA of Neoarthrinium moseri, 693 nucleotides long. RefSeq lists its product as uncharacterized. NCBI's taxonomy places the organism in Eukaryota, Fungi, Ascomycota, Sordariomycetes, Amphisphaeriales, Apiosporaceae. The record is from RefSeq and is a predicted model, not a curated record. The coding region runs from base 1 to 693 and encodes 230 amino acids. The transcript has a single exon.